AUGGAGAAGUCUACGUUGGCCACGGACACCAUCCGUCCGGAUGCUACGAAGCUCGAUGAUUACGACGCGGAUCCCAAGGAGGAGCUCCAGCUCAAUGUCGGCGGUCGCGGUGCCACCCAGCGCCGUCUGCGGAACUACCAGGUCACCAUGAUCGGCUUCUGCAGUGGUAUUGGCACUGGUCUGUUCGUCGGUACAGGCUCCGCCUACGCCAAGGCUGGUCCUGCCGGCCUGCUGUUGGCGUAUAUCAUUGUCGGUAUGGUGCUGUGGUGCGUCAUGCAAAGUAUUGCGGAACUGGCAACACUCUUCCCUACCGCCGGGUCGUUCCCUCACUGGGCGACGCGCUUCGUCGAUCCGGCUGUGGGCUUCUCGCUGGCUAUCUCUUACGGUUACUGUUAUACGAUCGCUAUUGCCUCAGAAACAUCGGCGGCGGCCAUCAUUGUGUCUUAUUGGACAGAUAUGACGCCAGCCGUCGUCAUCACGGUUGGCUUAAUACUAAUCCUAAUCAUCAACCUGAUGAGUGUGCGAUUCUACGGUGAAACGGAAGUCAUCGGAGGUGCCGUCAAGGUCCUAUGCUUUCUGGGAUUGGUGGUCACGUCUAUUGUCAUCACAUCUGGCGGCGGCCCGAACCAUGAAACCAUCGGCUUCCGCUACUGGCACAAUCCCGGCCCAUGGACGAACUACAACGGCGUCACCGGCCCAACUGGCCAUUUCCUCGGCUUCCUGUCCUCGUUCGUCAAUGCUUCGUUCAGCUUCAUUGGUGUCGAGACCGUCGUCAUUACUGCUGCCGAGUCGGUCGACCCCCACCGCGCUAUCCCCAAGGCUGCCCGCCGCGUCACCUACCGCAUUGGAUUCUUCUAUGUUCUUGGUGCACUUCUCAUUGGCAUCAUUGUGGACCCCAGGGACCCUUCGCUCACUUCUGGCUCCGGCAAUGCGAACAGCUCGCCAUUCGUUAUUGCGAUCAAGGAAGCUGGCAUCAAUGUGCUGCCGUCGAUUGUGAAUGCUUGUAUUCUCAUUGCCGCCUGGUCUGCUGGCAAUUCAUACUGCUGGGUUGGAUCGCGCAUGAUUGUGGCUAUGACAACGGAUCACCAGCUGCCCCAAAUCUUUGGCCGCGUAAACAGGUACGGAGUUCCGUAUAUCGCUGUCGUCGCGGCCUGGCUCUUUGGACCAUUGGCCUAUCUGAGUCUUGGAAGUGGUGGUGCGGCACAGGCCUUUACCUGGCUUCUUAACCUCAGUACCGUUGCGGGCUUAAUCGCGUGGGCCACUCUCUCCUUCUGCUACAUCCGUUUCCACGCUGCGAUGAAGGCACAGGGUGUGUCUCGGGACUCGCUUCCUUGGAAGGGGCCCUUCCAGCCAUAUGCCGCCUGGGUUGGCUUCAUUGGCGCUACCAUUAUUACUCUGGUUGCCGGCUUCCCUGUCUUCUUGAAGGGCAACUGGAAUACAUCCAACUUUAUUGCAUCAUACAUCGGCAUUCCUCUUUUCAUUGUGCCGAUCAUCGGCUGGAAGCUUUGGUUCCGCACGAAGUUUCAGCGCAGUGCUACCAUUGACCUCUGGUCAGGCCGUCUCCAAGAUGGAGAAAUCAUGCCCCAAAAGAACCCACGCAACACCCUUUGGGGGCGUUUCAUCGACUGGCUCGUGUAA
Molecule: messenger RNA, 1638 nt
Organism: Penicillium canariense
Lineage: Eukaryota; Fungi; Ascomycota; Eurotiomycetes; Eurotiales; Aspergillaceae
Product: putative amino acid permease
Exons: 3
Coding region: 1-1638 (545 amino acids)
Biological process (GO): amino acid transmembrane transport
Cellular component (GO): membrane
Molecular function (GO): amino acid transmembrane transporter activity
Source: RefSeq, a predicted model, not a curated record